This is a messenger RNA of Bactrocera oleae (olive fruit fly), 21602 nucleotides long. The record is from RefSeq and is a predicted model, not a curated record. NCBI's taxonomy places the organism in Eukaryota, Metazoa, Arthropoda, Insecta, Diptera, Tephritidae.
ACUCAGUCUGAGGAAAACUGUCGAAGAUCCAGGAGGUGUUGUCGCUGGAUGCCGAGUAGUGCGUGAACAGUGCGAUUUAGCUUUCCCCUACAUACACACACACAUACCCUGCUAAAUACAAGUAAGCAGAGCGUGUGCGGGAUAAAUAAAGUGAUCGUUUGAGAAGAUAUGUAGUCAGUCAGCGACGUCUCGUCCAUAAGUACUUAGGUGCGCUUGAAUUGAAACAACCAAAACACAUACAUAUAAUAUAUUAUAUAUGCAAAUAUAUACAUAUAAAUAUCCUAUAGAGAAUAAAUUAAAAUAAUCGAAGUGUUAAAAAAGAAUCAAGUUUUUCGGCUCAACGCUGGCGUCCUUGCUAGGGUACACGAAUCUGAAUCGACCUUACCGCGUUCCCGAUGGAGGCUGCUGAGUCAGCCGGUCUGCCAGCCGACCAGAGUGUAAUUACAACAUCAGCCAACAAUGCGAUAAACACAACAGAUCCCCAAGGUUUUCCACUCGAAAGCGCGCAACAGCAAAAGCCACCACCGAAACUUUCAUUUAGCGAAAAUUCGAGUUCGCUAAUACGAUGUGUACCGAACGAAAGAGCGAUAUUCUUCGUGAAGAUCGACUGUGAUGAAGAUUCCGACUUGUUGCCGUUACAAUUUGAAUGGAGCCGUGGAGAAUUGCCAAUUGCGAGUUCCGAUCGCUUGCGAAUAACACAGACCAGCACCGCUGUGCAAUUGGCUGUGGAGCAUGUGCAGCGGGAGGACGCCGGUCAUUAUACAUUGAUAGCACGAACGAAAGGUAAUGAUUUAAUUCGCAAAGAUGUGGAGCUCAUUGUCGAGGACAGAUCGACAGGUGAGGAUCCGCCCGUAUUUCUACGACGACUAGUUGAUUUGUCGGUGAAAGUGGGAAUACGAACGCGAUUGUUGGUCGAGAUACGUACUUCCACUGAUGUUAAACUCACUUGGUACCGAAAUGAUCGCCGAAUAUGUGAAAACGAUCGAAUAAAUGAAGUAAACGAGGGCAACUUCCACUAUUUGGAAGUGAGUCCUGUUAUAUUGGAAGAUGGUGGACAGUGGAUGGUGUUGGCUGAAAACUCGGGUGGACGCAAUUCAUGCAUAGCACAUUUGAAUGUGCUUGUGCCCAAAGCCUACAAGGCACCCGAGUUCAUCGAGGAGUUACGUGCUGUGCUCACACAACAAGGCACGGUUUCGCUCGAGUGCAAGGUGAUUGGUGUGCCCACACCUCAAUUGCGUUGGUUUAAGGACUCCAAAGAAAUCAAAGCUGGUGAUGUAUUCGCCCUGACCGCUAACCUGGAUGACCCCACUUCACUGGGUACAUAUACUUGCGAAGCUGUCAACUGUAUGGGCAAAUCAUAUUCCAGCUCGAAGGUCCAUGUAGUCGGACGUGGCAGUAGGGAGGGAUCGCUCAAACCAGCUGACAGCAUCCCAAACAAUGCACCACCGCCGAUAUUUACGAAUGAGUUGCGCGAUAUGAGCGUCCGCAUUGGGGAGCCAAUAAUUCUCGGAUGCCAAGUUGUGGUGCCUCCGUGGCCCAAAACAGUAGUAUGGUAUAACAAAAAUGGCCGCAUCGAGUCUGGCGAAAGGUACAAAUUAAUAGAAGAUGGAUUAGGAGUCUACAUGAUCGAAAUAAAACCCUCUGAGAGUUGUGACGAAGGUGAAUGGAAAUGUGUAGUCACAAGCUAUGAAGGAUGUGUGGGCAUUUCAACAUGUAACGUCACAAUGGACGUUCCGAAAAAUUAUCGGAAGCCACGUUUCAUGGAAAGUUUGCGUGCUGUACUUACCGAAGAAGGUCUUGUUUCAUUUGAGUGCAAAGUGGUGGGCUUCCCUACGCCCAUACUUAAAUGGUUUAAAGAUGGUCAGGAACUGAAACCUGGCGACGUUUAUCAACUAACUGGUACCAACUCGCUCGGUACUUACUGCUGUGUGGCUAAAAACUGUAUGGGUGAGAGCAGCAGUGUUGCUGUACUCACCGUUGAGGAUAUACAAAAUCAACUUAACGACGAGGAACGCUUAUUGUUUGCAAAUCAAAAUCAACCACCAAAAUUUGUCGUUGGGCUGAAGAGCCAAGAAGCUAAGAUCAAUGAAAGCUUCCAGUUUAAAGUAAAUGUUAAGGCUACGCCAGAUCCAGUACUCUCUUGGUUUCGUGAUGAACUGCCGGUUGAGAAUAGCGAACGGUAUAAUCAUUAUCGUGGUGAGCAUGAAAAUUGGCACUUAGACAUACGAUGUGUAGAAUUUGUCGACCAAGCGGAAUGGAAGUGUGUUGCUGUGAAUGACUUUGGCACCAGUGUUACAUCUAGUUACUUAAAACUACAGAUACCACGUCAUUACAAGAAACCACGUUUUCUGGAAUGCCUUAGAGCGGUACUCACGGAGGAAGGUGCUGUGAAUUUGGAAUGUAAAGUAAUUGGAGUGCCACAGCCAGUGUUAAAGUGGUACAAGGAUGGUGUUGAGCUAAAACCUGGAGAUAUACAUAGAAUUAUAUCUGGACAAGACGGAACCUGCUGUUUAGGAACGUACACCUGUGAGGCAAGAAACUGUAUGGGCAUUGUAGCAAGUUCAGCUUCAUUGCUUGGCUUCGAGGAGGCCUACAAAACUCAAAAGGAAGAGAAAGCUCAGGAAAACGAGUUGCAGCGUAAUUUUUCUUUAUCGACUAUACAAGAAGAGCACACGUCUCAAUUGUAUGAAACUCCUGUUGGGGAUAUAACAAUUGACUCAAAGGGUGAGGUAUCUUUUUCAUUUGAUGGUAAAGAGGUUUCUGUGUCUCUGUAUGAGACACCCGAUUUAACUGAAGAGGAAGCAUUAAAGAUUGUUGAAAUGUAUGCCGAUCAAAUCUCAGAGCAUGUUACUGAACACAAUGUAGUAGAAUUGCCACCGUUGCGUUUUGUUAAAGAGACUUCGCAAUCGGGUAAACUUCUAAUGGAGGCUGUGGUCAUUGAUAUUUCCCCAGAAUACUUUACGCAGGAGGAGGAUAUGCGCACCGAGGCGGGUUUGGAUGAUAUUUCCAUAACGGAGAUAACUGUACAUGGAUCUUCCGGACAUGAAGAUGAAGUCGAUCGUGAGACUGAAAAUUAUGCCCAACGCAGCUUCGAGAAAAUGGAGGAAGAACUUUCUCUAACUGCACCAAUACGCAAACGUAAGAAAUCACGGCCUACAGAUACUACAGAAGAAUUCUACAGUUUGUCAAAAGCAUCUAAUAGCCAAGCUGGCGAUGAUGACACUUCUGAUUUGCAAACUUUUGCCAGCGCUACACAAAUGUCAUCACGUAUCGAUUCUGCUGUAGGGCCUGAUGCCGCGCAAACCGAGGAAAAUAUACAGCCACCAAAACGUAAAAAGGGCAAGAAACAAACUGACAGUGAUUCAUCAAAAACAAACGAAGAUGAUGCAAGAAUGCAAGACAUUUCUGGAGCAGUUGGCGAUGGUUUGAUCACUGUAAAACCAGUGAAAGUGAUUUCCAGUGCAGAGGAGAUUGAAGAAAAUUUACGCGCUCUUUUGCCACUGGCCAAACUACUGAAAACGAUUGAGCAUCAUUUGACCGUCGUUGAGAAGGAAGUCGUUGAGCAGGCGGCCAUGAUGAUGACCGCAGCUUCGGCUGAGCAGAGUAUCGCUAUAAUUCGCAAUAUUUUUGAUCCAAUAAAACAAGUGCAAAGCAAAUUAAGAGUAUAUUCCGGAGAAACUUCACUUGAUGCCCUCUUUCAAACGAUGGAGGAGGAUAUACGAAAGCUGCACACAAGCCUUCAAGUAAUUGAAAAGUGCGUUGAAAUUGAUGAAACUGGUAUCACACUUAUACAACGGACUAGCGUCUGCAUUAUAGACAGCGUAGGCGAUCAACUAAUAAAGGCUUUAGGAGAAGUGCAGAGUAUAGCAAAGUGUUUCGAGUCAACUAGUUUACGUGCACAUAUUGAUCUAACGGCGGAUGACAUUAAGCAAGGUCUCGAAAUUACACAAGGCACUAUUAAGUCACAGGCUCUACUACAAGAAGCACAAGAAUUAGAAGCAGCUAAGCAUCUUUCAGAAACGGUGGCCAAAUUACAAGUUAUGCCAGAAAUUGAACCUGUCUCGUUUGCGACUAUUUCGGACGCAAAGUUACCUAACGAGGCUGAUGCAUUGAAGGUUAUUUGUCUGCCCGUUGUGAAUUUACAAGCUGCUUUAGAAAAGGUGGAAAAUGAGUUGAGUCUUGAAGAAAACGAAGAACAAAUUUAUAGAAAGGUGCACAAAAAGGUACUUGAAAAUAUUGUAGAACCAAUCAAAGAAUUACAAUCAGUAUUGGAGACAAUUGAACGAAAGGCUGAACUAUCCGGUACACAGUCUACAGAACAAAAGGUUAAUAAUGCUAUAUUGGAUAUUGUAACCCCGGCUCUAUUCGAACUCAAUAAAGGCUUGGAGGUCAUACUAAGUCAGUCGUCUGACAAUGUGCAAGCUGGUAUGUUGACCGUUAGCACUGUGGAAUCAAUGGUUCCGCCCCUACAGGAAAUACAAAAUGGGUUGGCACAACUCACUCAGGAUGUGGAACGUGGUCAUUUCAAUGAAGAAGCGGCGCUCGACUCAGCGGACACUCAAAAGCUGCUUCAAACUAUUGCGCAGUCAGUACUGCACUUUGAGACGAAUAUCGAGAGACUUUCUACACGUUUAUCGCCUAAUGUACAAAAGGGCUUGUUUAGUUUGAAGGAAGAAAUGUCUUCGUUAAUUGGAAAUGUACUCGACGAUAACAUUACCAAAUACCAUGUGACGCUCUUGGAAAACUUAAAGCGUCCAAUUGACGAGCUAAACUACUGCAUACGUCAAAUUGAAAGCAAAUCAAUUUCGGGUUCAUUAACUGACUUUAUUGAUCCUUUACACAGUUUAAGCGAUCGCGUCAAUUUGGGUAAAGAGAUUAUGCAUAUGUCAGGGGCGAAGCAGAAUGAGAAAAAUGUAGAUGUCCUGGAGAGAAUGCAACAAUUAAUUAGAAAUGUGGAAAUUGAUAUUGAAGAACAUGAGUUCAAAAUGCUACAACACGAAGUAGAACUUGACGAGAAACAUGCAGCUGACCAAGAAAAAUCUUUCAUCUACAUGCGUGAAGCAAUGGAGAUGAAAAUAGCUCAAGACGAAGCAGCACAAAAUAUACAAGAGCUUUUACACACACUUACAGAGAUUGAAGCGACACCGGGCUUAGACACUCAAACCCAGGAAGUUUUAUCUCAAUUAGAUCAAAGUCUCACCGGCUUGGUGGCAGAUGUGGAAGUAUUGAAGGAGUCAAAGAGCACACGUGAAGAAAAUGAAGCAGCUACAAGAGUUCUGACUGAUAUCGCUAAACCACUGCAGACGGUUGCUGAGGUAUUACGGAGUACGCUUACACCAGAAAAAGUUCCAAAAAUUCAUUUAGUACCACAAAGUGAAAGUUUGAGCGCAGUUUUGCAAAAAAUAAAAGGCGUCGUGGAGAAUAUACCGGACCUAACUGAGCACCACAUUAAAUUAAAAGCACUGCCAAUUGUACAGUCUGUGCUUGAAAUGGUGCCUGUUCUGCAAUCUAUUACUAAUUUGCCACAAGCAAUAACUGCAGUGACCCAAUCAGCAGUCGGUGAGAAGAAGAAAGCAGAACCGGAUGUUGAUGGCAGUGCUGCAAAGAAACCUAAAUUAGACAGAAAAACCGAAAUAGACAAAGAUAAAAUAAAAACGGCUCCUCCAAAGGUUGAACCAGUAGCAAAGGUUGAGGAUGAAGGCUCGACGCUAGAAGAUAUAUCCGCUAUGAAAUCCCUAGCGGAAUCCUUGCCAGCAGACAGUGAGAACUUCGCUGUGGGCGAUGGAACCGAUCACCUGAAAGCUUUCGAGGCGAAUAAGAGCAAAGUGAACACAUUAUUGUCUCAACUCAAAACUAGCAUUGAAUCAGUAUUAGGGCACAUCGCCAUAGUAGACGUUCCUUCCUUGCAACUAGAAUCUGCGCAAAAGGUUAAAGCAUGUCUGUCCAAGUUAGAAGACGUCAACGAAUGUAUAGCAGAUGUACGUCAACCCAUCAUUGUGGAAACAGUGCAUAUACACUCUGACAUUAGUGACCAUAAAACUUUCGCCGACGCUGUGUGCCAUUUGGAAACAUGUGUGGUGCAAGUUGAGGAGUGUCUUGCGCAACAUGAUUUGAAAGAUCUAAGCGAAAACUCUGUCUCUGACUUGAAAAAAUUGGCUCUACCCUUACAAGAUCUUAAAGAGUGCAUACAAAUAUUCCAUAAUGAAGAAUUGGAACAAGUUAUUAGUUUGCCACCAGCGAGCUUGUCGUUAACAAGUGCUCAGGUUUUACAAGACAUACGUCCCUUUGUGCUUUCUAUAAAAGAGAGUAAUGCACUUGAGACUCUACAGUCUUUAGCGUCAGAUGAGUCUUUAGCACAGCUGCAACAAUUUAUACAACCCAUACAAGAAUUGGAAAAAGCAGUGCUUUCGACAAUUGAUCAAGUGCACUUGUCUCAAAUUGAAGGUUUACCAUCUGAGGUGAGUAUUGUAGUGUUGGAGAAGUGCGCCAAGCCUAUUUGGGAUAUCAGGGAAGCCUUACUGCAUGUGCAAGCUGAAACCCCGCAAUCACCAAUCGAAGAAUGUCCAGCAUUGCAAGCGAUUAGACAGAAAGCCGAUGUCAUAUACAACCUUCUACAAUACUGUGGACAUGCUAAUCUGAUUGCAUUGGAGAAUAUAGCUGAUAUGUCCACACAGGCUGACGUCUCCGCAUUGAAGUCUUGUGCGGAGCUGAAGUCUGUAGAGACCGGAUUGCAACCAGUAGCGAAAGUUGUAGAAGAAAGUGUAAAGUAUCUGGAUAUCAAAGAAUGUAUUGCGGGUGGCAUCAAACAGAUCCAAGUUUGCUUGACUUCGAAUGACACAAAUAAAGAGCCCGAAUUGCAAAAUGUUGGCAAAGUUAUGAAGGAACUUAAAAAUGAAUUAGAAAGCAUGCAAAAUGAAUUGUAUAAGUCAACAACACAGCAAAAUACCGUUGAAGUCAAUCAAAGAGUGGCUAAAACUAUGUUUAAACUGAAGGAAUGCCUGGUGCAUACCUAUGAAACGGAUGUAGGAAAGUCUUUGGACGAGAUUGAAAAAACGUUUGAAGAUAUCUUACAAGCACUGCCGGCUUUGGAAAUACAUCUGGCUCAAGAGAUGUUUACAAAAAUUGAUACAUCUCUGUGCGCAUUUAAAACCACAUUGCUAUGCCCAGAUGUCAAAACUGAUUUACAAAAAUUGGUGGACCCAAUUGAUAACAUUUUGAAGAGCGUAAAAUCAAUAAAUGACUUGAAAACUAUUGAUAUCGAGAAAUGCUCAUUAGUUGUUGGCAACCUUCAAACGCAUUUAAUGGCAGCAUUUAGAGAGCUAAACGAAGUCAGUGACUCAUUAGACGGAGAAGAGCGUGAAACUGCUUUAAGAGCGCAAGACGCUGUGCUUGCCACACAUGAAUUCAUAGUGGACGCCAGAGAGCAACUUCGUACAAUUGAGCUCCUUCAGGUAAUCGACAGUUUGACGCCGAAUCUUAUUUCUAUUUACGAUAGUAUUGCAUUAGCUAAAGAGCAGAAGAACAAACAAGAACUACUUGAAGCGCUGACUCAACGGGUUUCAUCAGGGAAAGCAUUUCUACAAAAUAUUGAAGAAGGCUUAAAUGCCAAUCAUCCACUCUAUUUUAAAUUAGCAGAGGAGAAUGAACUGGACAUACGCAAUGUAGAAGCUGCUCUUAUACGUAUAGAAAAUGAAAUUAUACCAAAACUAGAGUUACAAAUUCCAACCGCUGAAGAUAACGGGCUAGUCGACGUACUCGGAGUGCAUUUGAAAUCUCUUCAAGACAGUUUCGAUAAACUCAACACUUUGCGUAUUAUUUCGCAGGAUAUCCACGGCGAUGAGAAACAAAAUAUAGAAUUCGAAAUGUCUCUUACAUCCAAAAUACUUUCUGAGGAAGAAAAGCUAUAUGCUGAAUUGCAGCAACGCGAAACGUCAUCACCCGCUGAAGAGGAUGUAUCCACAUUGGAAGACGUUUCGGCGAUCGAGUCAUUACUUGGUUCUCCGCUGCGUUCUCACGAUGAACAUAUUCGAUUAUCGUCAGCUGAUGUAGGUAAGGUCGAUGUCUUGUUGUCUCAACUCAAAAGUAGAAUUGUCUCAGUGUUGAAAUAUGGCUCCGAGGUUCAGGUUGACUUUCAACAACUGGAAUCUACUGAACAGGUUAAGGCAAGUUUAUUGAAAUUGGAAAAAAUCCAUGAAUGUUUUGCUGAUGUUGGUCACCCUUCUGUCAUUGAGCCACCUCUCCUAUCCCUCUCCGAAGCUAUUAAUUACAAAACGUUUGCAGAUGCUGUGUGUAAUUUGGAAGCAUGUGUAGUGCAAGUCAAAGAAUGUAUUGCUCAGAGUUGUCUGCAAGAUUUGAGUGAAACUGAGAUGUCCGAACUAAAAACUUUGGAGCAAAAUCUGCACGAUGUUCGUGAAUGCAUUGAAGUUUUCCAAAAUGAGGAGCUAGAGCAAGUUUUAAGUUUGCCAACAAUAAGCAUGUCAUUAAACAGUGCUCAAGUCUUGCAGGAUAUUCAACCAUUUGUCUUAUCCAUCAAAGAGAACCAUGCAUUGGAGACACUGCAGUCUUUAGCAGAGGACGAGUCCCUCGCACAGCUCAAACAGUUUAUUCAACCCAUACAAGAGUUGCAAAAUCUGGCAUUAUCGGAUGUGGAGCAGGUGCACUUGUCUCAAGCGGAGAGCAUUUCUCAAAAAGAAAACGUCGAAAUUCUGAAAAGAUUCGCAAAACCUGUUUUGGAUUUAAGAGAAGCCUUACUACACAUACAAGAAGAGACACCACUAUCAGCGCUGGAAGAAUGCCUGCCCUUAAAAGUGGUGAAGGAAAAGAUAGAUAUCGUGUACCAUCUGCUGCAAUAUUGUGAGCAGGUUGACAUGAGUGUAGUGGAGAACAUUGUGGAUAUGUCCACGCAAGCUGACAUUUCCGCAAUAAAGUCUUGCAUUGAGCCAAAAUCUUCAGAAGCGAACCUUGAGCUAACAGCUGUAGUUGCGCAAGAAAACGUUAAGUUCCCGGAUGUUAAAGAAAACCUUUCAAACAUCAUUAAGCAACUUGAAGCUUGCGCAACUGAUGUGAAAGGGGUAAAUGUUCCGGAACUGCGCGAAGUAUUCGCUGUCGUUAUGGAACUACGAAACGAACUAGAAAUCAUGCAAACCGAGCUCUCCAAAGCAUUCGAGCAACAACAUAUAGCGGAGAGUCAAGCAAAGGUCGCCAAAGUUAUGUUUAAAUUAAAAAAAUGUCUUGCUCAUACCUAUGAAGCGGGAGUGGAUCAAUCUUUGGAACAUAUUGAAACAGCUUUUGCCGAUUUGCUACAAAUCAUGCCAAUCUUAGAAAUUCGACUGGCGCAAGAGAUGUGUUUCAAAAUGGAGUCGGCCACUUUGGAGUUCAGCUCAAUGUGCACCAAAUCAGAAAGCUUAGUAGAACUUCAUAAGCUAAUCGAACCUCUUAAGCUGGUUUUAAAUAACACAAAGGCUAUUAAUGAACUCCAGUUGAUAGAGGUAGAAAAGUCUACAAUGAUUGUGGCUAAUUUACAAUCACAUUUGAUGACAGUCUUUAGAGCGCUUGAUGAGAUUAAUGAAACAAUUGAGUCUGGCAAACGUAAAAAUAUUAUUAAACUGCAAAACGCUGUUAUUUCCAUCUCGAAUUUUAUUGAUACGAGCAAAAAGAGAGUGAGAGUAAUAGAACUGAUUCAGGAACUCGACUCUCUUGUACCGCAACUAAACUCCGUGCUCACCGAAAUUAAUGCAGAAGAAAGCAAUAAAGGAAAGCAAGCAUUUUUGGAAGCACUUACUUUGAGUUUAACAUCGGGAAAGGCAUUUAUAGUUAGAAUUGAGGAAGGGUUAAAAUCUAAAAAUCCUUUAUUCGUGAGACUAUCCACUGAAAAUAGCUUGGACAUUCAAAGAGUUCGUGAGGCAUUAGUUCGUGUGGAAACUGAAAUUCUUCCAAAAAUGCAUUCGGAAAAUCCAUCAGCAGAAGAGGGUGCAUUAGUUGAUACGCUUCGACUUCACUUAAAAAACUUACAAGCUAAACUGGUUGUUAAAAAUAACGGUACUAUUUCAUCACCAAGCGAAGUAAAGGAAACUCUAGAGCCUAUUGACGGCGAGAAGAAAGAGCCGGCUAUUAAUGGUUUGGAAAGCGAACUUAAGCAGAGCGAAGCAGUAAUCUUAAAACAGAAUCAAACUGAAUUAUUAAAAGCUAAAGAGAAACCUGUACCGACGGAGGACGAGCAAGAAGCAAUAUCCCACGAAACUAUAAAAAUAGGUGAAAAAGAAUCGAUCAAAACCGCUGAAUUAGCAAGUAUUAGUAUGGAGCAAGCAUCACAAGAAACUGAAACUGCUACAGCAACCAUCUCUAAGAAGAACGAUCAAUCAGAUUCAGGGGAACCUUGUCUACCAACUGAAAUAUACUUACAAAAAACUGAAGAACUCAUAGGUUUCACAACUGAACUCAUACGGAACUUGAAUAAGCAACAGUUGAGUAAAGCUACAAUAGAAGUUUUCAAGUCGGUUGAAAUAACUUUAAGCGAGAUGAAGAAUUUGAUACAAAUACAUCCGUCAAGUGCAAUCGAAGACCACAUUUUCCUACCAUUAUUCAAGUUAAAAGAUUUGAUUGCAUUUAUUUACCGAUCACCCAUGGAAGACAUUUCGAAGAGCAUGGAGAUGCGUCAAAUUAUACAAAAUUCCAAUAAUGUGUUGCUUGAAGUAUUAAACGGGCAUCAAGGACUCCGAAGUGCAAUGAUCCUUGACAUCACUGAGGCUACUCUACCAUAUAUCGGCAGUAUCAUAUCUUUCAUAGCACAAAUAUUUCCUAAUGACAAGGAGUUGAGUGCGACAUCUAGUGCGCUAGAGCGAAUUUCUUCAGAAUUUGCUGUUAUUAAGAAUCAAAAUGCACCAAAUAUGAAUAUUAGUUCACGCUCUUAUCAAAGUCUCAAAUCAGCUAUAUUCGAUUUGCGAAACUCCUUUGAAUCUAUAUGCACCAAAACCCAAAAUUCGCCACUAUUAGAACAGAAAGAAGACUUAGAUCGUCUAUGUAAAGCUAUAGAUGAAGGCCUCAUUACUGAUGUUUUAGAGAUUCUACAAGAGCUUGAAGUUAAGAAAGACUUGUUUGUUCUCUUAUUGGAAGGGUUAAAAUAUAUAUCUCAAGAAUCGACCCCUAGUACUGUUGCAGACUUUAGGAAAGACGAUGAGCCAAAGCGUGACGAAGACUCUGUUGUACAUAAAAUUAAAAAUGUCCUAGCAGUUAUAGAUGAAAAUGAAAGUUGGAAAGAUAACGAAGAUGAAAUUAAAGAGGCAAUACAAAACCCAACUGACGAACGUUUUUCAAAACUUUUAUUCAAGAUGAGGGAGCACAUCGUUCACACUUAUGAGGGUGCUCCGCUUUCAUCGAACGAAACCAAUUAUAAGUUAGAGGAGAUCAUAGAUAAAUUAUUUGCUAGUAAUCCUGAAGCCACACGAAAAUUGACUGAAGAAUAUUUUGCAAACAUAAAAGCUAAUAAAAAACAUAUAUCUGAGAAUAUUACUAAAAUUGAGGAUAUCGAGUUUCAAAAGAAAGUAAGCACACUAAAUCUUUACUUAGGAAGCAUAAUCAUAACUAUUGAAGAAAUAAUGACGUUGAAAUCUAAAAGUAAACUUGGAAAGAAACUUGAUGCACUUAAAAAAUCUGUAAUGGAUACCGUUAUAUUCUUAGAUGAACUCCAUAAAGUGCAAAGUGCAGAUAAGAAGCUUAGUAUUGAGAAAGCUAAAAAUAUUGCAUUAAGUGAGUUUGAUUAUAUAAAUAAUAAACAAGAAGCGGCACAAUUGCCUAAAAUUCUUUUGGACACAAAUUUAUUAACUAAUAAUCUGCUUGAACUCUGCAUUAAGCUACAAACAGCGCAUAAUAUUCCGUCAAAACAAAAGGAAGAAAGGCGCCUGGUUGAAAAAAUCGAAGAUGUUGAAGUACAGGAGGCUUUUACGAAACUAGAUAAGAACGAGAAAAUACUGCAAGACCCCUUUGAAGUCGAAUCAGUUAAGCCAGAAGUCGUAUCAAUAGGUCUGGAAGCUGAAACACCUCAAACAGAGAGAACUUUUAAAGAGCCUGAGGCGACUAAAACUCCAGAAUCUGUCAAGCCUAAAGCUGUAGUGGAAGCUAAAGCUCCUGAACUAGUAAUUUCUGAAGAACUUACACCUCAAAAAAAGGUUGCUUCUAAGGAACCUGAGGCGACCGAACUGACUGAAACCCCAGAAUCUAUCAAGACGAAAGCAGAAGUGGAAGCUGAGGCUCCUACAGCAGUAGUUUCUGAACAACCUACACCGACAAUUAUGCAAGCUGAAGUCCAUCAACAAGAGGUAUUUUCUAAAGAGCCUGAGGCGAUCGAAAUAACUGGAACCUCAGAAACUGUCAAGUCAGAAGCGGAAGUGGUAGCUGAGGUUCCUGCACCAGUAGUUUCUAAAGAACCUACACCCACAAUUACGCAAGCUGAAGUGCCUCAACCAGAAGUAUGUUUUAAAGGGCCUGAAAUUACCGAAAUAGCUGAAACCUCAGAAACUGCCAAGUCAGAAGAGGAAGCGAUAGCUGAGGUUCCUGCACCAGAAGUUUCUAAAGAACCUACACCCUCAAUUAUGAAAGUUGAAGAGCCUCAACAAGAAGUAUUUUUUAAAGGGCCUGAAGUUACCGAAAUGGCUGAAACCUCAGAAACUGUCAAGUCAGAAGUGGAAGUGGUAGCUGAGGUUCCUGCACCAGUAGUUUUUAAAGAACCUACACCCACAAUUAUGCAAGCUGAACUGCCUCAACAAGAAGUAUGUUUUAAAGGGCCUGAAAUUACCGAAAUAGCUGAAACCUCAGAAACUGUCAAGUCAGAAGAGGAAGUGGUAGUUGAGGUUCCUGCACCAGAAGUUUCUAAAGAACCUACACCCUCAAUUAUGCAAGUUGAAGUGCCUCAACAAGAAGUAUUUUUUAAAGGGCCUGAAGUUACCGAAAUGGCUGAAACCUCAGAAACUGUCAAGUCAGAAGUGGAAGUGGUAGCUGAGGUUCCUGCACCAAUAGUUUUUAAAGAACCUACACCCACAAUUAUGCAAGCUGAAAUGCCUCAUCAAGAGGUAUUUUCUAAGCAGCCAGAGGUGACCGAAUUGACUGAAACCGCAGAAUCUGUCAAGACAGAUGCAGAAGUGGAAGCUGAGGCUCCUACAGCAGUAGUUUCUGAACAACCUACACCGACAAUUAUGCAAGCUGAAGUCCAUCAACAAGAGGUAUUUUCUAAAGAGCCUGAGGCGAUCGAAAUAACUGGAACCUUAGAAACUGUCAAGUCAGAAGCGAAAGUUAUAGCUGAGGAUCCUGCACCAGUAGUUUCUAAAGAACCUACAUCCACAAUUAUGCAAGCUGAAGUGCCUCAUCAAGAGGUAUCUUCUAAGCAGCCUGAGGUGACCGAAUUGACUGAAACCGCAGAAUCUGUCAAGACAGACGCAGAAGUGGAAGCUAAGGCUUCUGUAGCAGUAGUUUCUGAAGAAUCUACACCGACAAUUAUGCAAGCUGAAGUCCAUCAACAAGAGGUAUUUUCUAAAGAGCCUGAGGCGAUCGAAAUAACUGGAACCUCAGAAACUGUCAAGUCAGAAGCGGAAGUGGUAGCUGAGGUUCCUGCACCAGUAGUUUCUAAAGAACCUACACCCACAAUUACGCAAGCUGAAGUGCCUCAACCAGAAGUAUGUUUUAAAGGGCCUGAAAUUACCGAAAUAGCUGAAACCUCAGAAACUGCCAAGUCAGAAGAGGAAGCGAUAGCUGAGGUUCCUGCACCAGAAGUUUCUAAAGAACCUACACCCUCAAUUAUGAAAGUUGAAGAGCCUCAACAAGAAGUAUUUUUUAAAGGGCCUGAAGUUACCGAAAUGGCUGAAACCUCAGAAACUGUCAAGUCAGAAGUGGAAGUGGUAGCUGAGGUUCCUGCACCAGUAGUUUUUAAAGAACCUACACCCACAAUUAUGCAAGCUGAACUGCCUCAACAAGAAGUAUGUUUUAAAGGGCCUGAAAUUACCGAAAUAGCUGAAACCUCAGAAACUGUCAAGUCAGAAGAGGAAGUGGUAGUUGAGGUUCCUGCACCAGAAGUUUCUAAAGAACCUACACCCUCAAUUAUGCAAGUUGAAGUGCCUCAACAAGAAGUAUUUUUUAAAGGGCCUGAAGUUACCGAAAUGGCUGAAACCUCAGAAACUGUCAAGUCAGAAGUGGAAGUGGUAGCUGAGGUUCCUGCACCAAUAGUUUUUAAAGAACCUACACCCACAAUUAUGCAAGCUGAAAUGCCUCAUCAAGAGGUAUUUUCUAAGCAGCCAGAGGUGACCGAAUUGACUGAAACCGCAGAAUCUGUCAAGACAGAUGCAGAAGUGGAAGCUAAGGCUCCUACAGCAGUAGUUUCUGAACAACCUACACCGACAAUUAUGCAAGCUGAAGUCCAUCAACAAGAGGUAUUUUCUAAAGAGCCUGAGUCAGAAACUGAAGUGGUAGCUGAGGUUCCUGCACCAGUAGUUUCUAAAGAACCUACAUCCACAAUUAUGCAAGCUGAAGUGCCUCAUCAAGAAGUACCUUUUAAGCAGCCUGAGGUGACCGAAUUGACUGAAACCGCAGAAUCUGUCAAGACAGACGCAGAAGUGGAAGCUAAGGCUUCUGUAGCAGUAGUUUCUGAAGAAUCUACACCGACAAUUAUGCAAGCUGAAGUCCAUCAACAAGAGGUAUUUUCUAAAGAGCCUGAGGCGACCGAAAUGGCUGAAACCUCAGAAACUGUCAAGUCAGAAGUGGAAGUGGUAGCUGAGGUUCCUGCACCAGUAGUUUCUAAAGAACCUACAUCUACAAUUAUGCACGCUGGAGUGCCUCAUCAAGAAGUACCUUUUAAGCAGCCUGAGGUGACCGAAUUGACUGAAACCGCAGAAUCUGUCAAGACAGACGCAGAAGUGGAAGCUAAGGCUUCUGUAGCAGUAGUUUCUGAAGAAUCUACACCGACAAUUAUGCAAGCUGAAGUCCAUCAACAAGAGGUAUUUUCUAAAGAGCCUGAGGCGACCGAAAUAACUGAAAUCUCAAAAACUGUCAAGUCAGAAACUGAAGUGGUAGCUGAGGUUCCUGCACCAGUAGUUUCUAAAGAACCUACAUCCACAAUUAUGCAAGCUGAAGUGCCUCAACAGGAAGUAUUUUCUAAAGGGCCUGAAAUUACCGAAAUGGCUGAAACUCAAAAAUCUGUCAAGCCAGAAGCAGAAGUUGAAGCUAAGGCUUCUAUAGCAAUAAUUUCUGAAGAACCAACACCUACUGUUAUGCAAGUUGAAGAGCCUCAACAAGAACUAUCUUCUAAAGAGCCUGAGACGUCCAAACUGAUAGAAACAGUAAAAUAUGUUAAACCAGAAGCAGAAGUGGGAACUAAGGCUCCUUUACAAGUAGUUUCUGAAGAACUUACAUCUACAAUUAUACAAGCCGAAGUGCCUAAACAAGAAGUAGUUUCUAAAGAGCUUGAGGCGGCCGAAGUGACUGUAACCUCAGACUCUGUCAAACCAGAAGCGGAAGAGAAAGUUAGGGUCCCUGCAUUCGUAAUUUCUGAAGAAUCUUCAUCUACAGUUUUGCAAGGUGAAGUAAGGUUCCAGAUAGCUUCUAAGGAACCUGAGAUGACUGAACUGACUGAAACCCCAGAAUCUGUUAAAAUUGAAGUAGCAGUAAAAGCUGAUGUAGAAAAUCGGAUGGAAACUGCAUCUACACUCGUUGAUGUGAAAAUAUCAGUUGACGAAAAGACGAUUGAGGAGAAGCCCAUUAAAGAUACUACUGAAGCUAAAGUUGAUAAAGAUGCAUUUCAACAAGUAAUGGCGGAACAAGACGUUUCAGUGCGUGAAGAGCCUCUUAAUCCUAAUUUGUCAAGCUAUUAUGCAAAUAUUGUUGAAAAUCUUUACAUAAUACGUCAGCUGUUUCAAGGAGAGACACAUGCCGUUCUUUUAAAAAAAAUACCACAGAUCAAUAAAGAGUUAGAAACUAUUAUAGCAAUCUCCGAAGCAAUAAAGGUGGUAAAUAAUGUGGAGAAGUCAUCUGAGAAAAUGGUUAUAUUUCAGAAAGUUCUAAUGAAUCUCUUCGUUACAUUUGAUGAUUUACAACAACAAAUAAUUGGGGAGCUAAAAAGUAAAUUGGAAGAAGUUAAAAGUUUGGCUCUUAGUGAGUAUGAAACGAUCGAGAAGAGUACGGGUACACUGAGCUCUGAGAAUGUUUUGAUUAGUAUUUCUAAUUUAAUAAAAUUACUUAUAAAUGUUUGCCAAGAGAUGGUAAAGGAGGGGGAUGCAAAGCAUACCAUUGAAGAUGUAAUUGAAACAAAGAUCGCCGAAGAAGUAACUCAUGAAAAAUUAUCAAAUGAAAAGCAAGAGGAAGCAAACAUUGAUUUUAAGAAAGCAGUUUUAGAAGAACUUGAAAAUAAAGAACUGACUUCGGAAGAAAGCAUAGAAAAGAUGAAGGAAGAUUGUACUGAAGUUACACUUGAAACAGAACCAUCACAAGCUGCUGGAAAAAUCACUGCUAUGUAUAAUAAGGAACCUGAGAAGAAAUGCGAAGUUGAAGUGACUGAGGUACAAAAAGUACAGAAGGAAAUUGUUGCCGAAAUUGUGUUUACAACAACAACUUCAACUGACCAACAUGAACCUACAGAACCUACGCUUUCAGAGGAACUAAGUAAAAAUUUACAGAAAUAUUUCGAAAAUAUUGUCAGCAAUGUUGAUAAUUUUUCAUUUAAAAUAGCUACACCUCAACUUCAGACAUCUCUCAGCAAAAUGAACCCAGUUAUUCCCACAUUGCGCACAUUUGUUUUGGUUGCGAAAUAUUUGAAAAACGUCCAGUCGCUUGAGAAAUCAGCAGAGAGAAUUGUUAGCCUUCAAAAGUCAUUAAUGGACACCUUCGUUAUAUUUGACGAUCUUCACGAAAUAGCAACAAAAGAAUUGAAGCCGAAUUUAGAGGCAGUGAAAACGACCGCUUUGCUAUUGUACGAUAAUAUUGAAAACUCGACAAAAUAUGUGGAGUCUGAAAGGGUGUUACUACUUUUAAAUAAGCUAUCCAGUAGUAUCCUAGAAGUAGCCAAUGUACUACAGAUAGAGCUUCAACAAAAUAAAGAAAAUGUAACAGAAAAUAUUCUAGAGAUAGUACGUGGAACUAAAAUACAGAUCGAUCUAGAAGAAUUCACAGAGUCCACGUUAUCUGAUAAAAAACCUGAUGAAAAGAUUGCGGUUGAUGAACAACGCCAAACGAAGCUGUCGGUGGAAGGAAAAAAAACCGAGAAGAAUCCUGAAGAGCAAGCCGAAAAAGAAGUGUGUACGACUUUAGGGAUUGAAGAGACAGACAACGAAAAUACAACUGAAUUACUACCCAAGCAGUUGCCAAAGUCCGUAAUAGGAAAAUCGUUAGAUGAGAUAGUACUUGCAAAAGUUGUGUCCCAGCAAAAACCAGUUGAAGAAAAAUCACAAGAAAAGCAUGCAGAAGUGAAGUCUGAAGAUGAGAUAAGGAAGUUAAACUUGGAAGAGCAAGAGUCUGAGCAACCCAAAGUGGCGAUCAGAAAUGAGAAAGACAACAAAGCUGUGGAGGAUAAGAAAUUAGAAUCAAAUUUGGAAAAACAAUCUAUAAUAGGGAUUUGCACGAAUAAACCCCAAGAUAUAAAGCUGGACGAAAAAAUUGCAGUCGAGGAAGGUGAUAUGAAACUUGUUAUCGAAGACGCGCAGAACAAUGUUUAUUCUAAACUGGAAGAACUUUAUAAUAAUAUUAUCCAAAAUAUUAUGAGUUUAGAAGAACAAACUAAAGCGGCAACUCAUCCAUUACUUAGCAGGAAACUGACAUCUCUCAAAACAAACAUUGGAAACGUUUCAGAAACGAUUAAAAAUAUUGAGCAGGUUGAAAAAGCCUCAAAAGAUAUAGUAACUCUUCAAAAUAUUUUAAUGGAUAUUUUUGUAACAUUUGAUGAUUUACAUUACAUUAACGACAAGGAUACUAAAUGUAAAAUCGAAGAGGUUAAAAUAAAUGCCUUGGCUGUAUAUGACUUCAUAGAAAAUAGUCAAAAUCACAUAAAUUCGGAAAAUAUUUUGCAAAAAACUUCGGAUUUGGUGGCGAAAAUCUUGAAAACGUGUUCAGAACUUCGCAAAGCCACAGAGGGAGAAAGUAUAGAAGGCUCGGAAGUUUCUCCUACGAAAGGUUUGAUAAUUGCUAGAGAGCCAGAACCAGUAGUAGAAAUAGUAACCGUUAUUAUAGCUGAAAACAAGAGCAAAGAAGAGUCAACAAAGCCUUCAAAGACUGAAACCGAAGUCCCGGUAAACCUGGAUUCGCUGCAAUACUUUAACCAGAUUGUCGAAUAUGUCGAGAAUACGUCUAUCAAAGUUAAUAGUAUAAAUGACUACGAUUUCCGUUCGAAGUUGUCAUCAUCAAACUUAACUCUUGUAAGCAUUGUUUCAUGUAUGGAAUACAUAAAGAAUACGAACACUAUUCAAAAAUCGAAGGAAAAAGUUGUCACACUCCAAAAGAAUCUAAUGGACAUUUUCAUUUUUUAUGAUGACCUACAGGCCGUUACAGAUAAGUCAUUUAGUAAAGAUUUCGAAAAUAUUAAGGAUUUAUCUUUGAGUGAACAUAACGCAAUUGAUAAGUGUGUGGAUGUGAUUGAUACCCAAAAAAUUCUGAAAGAUACUGUGAGACUUUGUGAAGGGGUUCACAGUAUUUGCGAAAAAAUUGCUCAAUAUGUGAAUGCUUCGAAUGUUAUGAAAAGAGUACCAGAAAAUGAUGGAAACAAAAAAUUGGAAGGUCCAAGUAAAGAUACUGAUUCAAUCCAAGAAAUUACCGAUAAAAAUGAAGAAGAAGAGAAAACAGAGACUAUUGUGGACGAUACAAAGAUAAAGCCAUUUGAAAAACCAACUGAAAAACUUUUUGAAGAGAUAUUGAAGAAAGAAAGGGAACCAAAUAUUAAAAGGAAAACGAGUAGUGCAAGAAAAGAAAAAAUACUUGAAGAAUUCAAAGAGAAGGAGAAUUCUUUGGAAGAAAUUAAACAAAGUGAAGAUAAACCGAAAAAAGAAAGUGGUGGUGAGAUCACAGAUGAAAAGCUGAGGGAUGAAAUGAAGAAGAUAGACGAUAAGUCCGAUGUUAUUAAAAUAAAACAAGAUCCUGCAGAAAUACAUCACAAAAAGGCUUUUGAAGAAAUUGAAGAAUUAGAAGAAACACAGUCAAAGAAUGUCGAGAAACGAUUUGUAGAUCUUAAGGGUGGUAAGCUAGAACCUAUAGAUAUAUCUAUUGAGAAACUUUCUGAAGAAGUUAAAAAAAUAGAAGAAAAGCCAACUGAAGAAAGUAGAAGAAGAGGUGACAAAAAUGCUAAAUCUCUCCAUGUGGUUAGUGAUAAGUUAGAGUCUACGAAAAGAUCUACUGAGAAGCCUAUUGAUCAAAUUAAACAAGCAGAAGAAAAAAUAAAAGAGAAACAGAAGAAGGUAGUUGUGGACGCAGAUAAAAAAGAUGUUUCGAGAGCAUCUGAAGAACUCAAAGUUUUUGACGAAAAACUAAAUACGUUUGAAGAAUGCAUUGAAAAACCUAUUGAAGGAACUAAAUAUGCAGAAGAAAAGCUUAAGAAAGAAAAGGAAAAGGCGAAUUUGAACAAGCCAAAUGAUGACGAGAAAGAUUUCGAGGAACUUAAAGAUAAAGAAAACAAAAAGAAGAGCGGGAAUGAAGAUCAUAAGAACGACGAGAAAAAAGCAGCGAGUCCCAAGAUUGCCGAAAAAGAACUGGAGUUUGGAAAGAAACCGGUUGAAAAGACUCCUCAGGAAAUCAAACAGACAGAAGAAAAAUUAAGGGAGGAAAACAACAAGAGUAAAGAACAAAUUUUUUCAGAGCUUAAGGUUGCAGAUAAAACGCCACAGUCUGCGGAAACACCUACUGAGAAACCGUUGGUGGAAAAACCCAAAGACAAUGGGAAGAAAAAUGUUGCUGCUAAUGAAAAAAACAAAGAUAAAGAUGAUGAAGAACAAAAAGAAGCUUUAGAAAAGCCUUCUUCAAAUCUUACUGAAAAACUUAAUGAGAUGAAAGAUAAACCAGAAAAAGAUAGAAGGAAAAAGAGUGCAGAUGAAGGCAAGAAUGUUGAAGAAAAACCGAAUGAUAAAACUAUAAUGAAAGAUAGAGACGAUGAAAAGUAUAGAAAACAAAAAUCUAAGGACCCCAAAUUUGUUGAUAAAAGACAAGAGUCUGUUGAAAUUAAAAAGGAAGAAGAAAUUCAAAAAAUAGAAAAGAGGAAGAAAAGUGUUGGCGAAGAAAAGAAAGCUGACGAUAAGAUGUCUGAAGAUCUCAUAGUUGACAAUGAAAACCCAGUACUUCUUGAACAAGUUAUAGAAAUGUCUAGUGAAAAAACCAAAGACGUAAAGAAAAAAGAUAUAAAUGAACUAACGGUGGAGAAAGUGCAAAAAUCAGAACAACUAAGUGUUGUGGACAGCAAAUUAGAGACUGGAGAUAAAACCGCUGAGAAAGAUAAUAAACAGAUAGAUGAAAAAUCUAACAAACAAAGGAGAAAGAAAAGUUCGGACGAUGAAAAAAGAGAUCACGACAAAAAACUUGAGGAACUCCAUAUCGUUGAGCAAAAAGUUGACAAUAAAAAGUCUGAAAAAGUUAAAAUUGAUAAUGAAAAACAAGUCCCUCUUGAACAAACCCAAGAAGAGAAAGUCAAAGACGAAAAAAAGCAAGAUGGGGUUGAAAUGACCGCGGGGGGAGAGCAAAAUUUCGAGAUACACAAGAUCAUUGAUAACAAAUCAGAGACUGUAGAAAAAACAUUUAAGAAAAAUAAUAAACAGAUGGAUGAAAAACCAAAGAAACAAAAAAAAAGGAAGAGCCCAGGCGAUGAAAAAAAAGAUGAUGAUAAAAAGUCUAAGGAACUCAAUGUUGUUGCUAAAGAAUCAGAAUCUUCUGAAGGGUCCGCUGAAAAACUGUUUGAAGAAAUUCAAAAUAUAGAUGAACAAUUAGACAAAGAAAAGGCAAAUAAAACUCCACUGAUAAAGUCAACUGAGGAAAUGAAUCAGAAAAACGCAAAACCGAAGAUAAAUGAAAAGAGCGAUGAAGUUAAAAAAUUUGAAGAUAACGUUGUUGUGAAAACCCACCCGGAGUCCGUCGUAAAGACCUUAGGUGUUCCAAAUAUGACAACUUCUCCAACAGCAGAUAGACGUCUCAGAAAAGAUGUUUCUGAUGCCGGUAUAAAGCAGCCUGAUCAAUCAAAAACGCACGUUGAUAACUCCCGUCAGGCGGAGUAUAAGGAUAAACGGGAAUCACGUAGCGCUAGACGUGCGCCAAAUGUUGACCUAAAACUGACCAAUAGAAACUCACCAGUAGGAAGCGAUAUAAAGCUUACAUGUAGUAUUUCCGGUGCCGAACUGAAAAUCGACUGGUACAGGGAUAAAACAUUCGUAGAGAACGGCAACAAAUAUCGCAAAACCUUUAACGACGGACUGUCUUGUUUGGAAAUCAAAGCAGUCGACGCCGGCGAUGCGGGUGUUUACCGAUGCGUGGCCACCAAUCGUAAUGGAGAAGUGGAAACGAGCUGCCUUGUAACUGUUUACGAUGUACCGACAACUAAAUUUGGCACCACGCCAAUAUUUACGCGUAACAUAAGAGGUAUGCAAAUUGUUUUUCAUUUCUGA